Messenger RNA from Podospora pseudocomata, 983 nucleotides. RefSeq lists its product as uncharacterized. The record is from RefSeq and is a predicted model, not a curated record. Lineage: Eukaryota; Fungi; Ascomycota; Sordariomycetes; Sordariales; Podosporaceae. The transcript has 3 exons. The coding region runs from base 57 to 983 and encodes 308 amino acids.
CCAAUGCGAAGCAUUUCUCAAGUCUGGAGGGCAGUGCUUGUGAUAAAAGGGGGUCGAUGACCGGCUUUUACAGUGCUAACUUGCUGCUUGACUUGGUUUUGUCCAUCCGAUCAUCCCGAUCGAGGCGUGGCAUCCUUAACCUGUCUCUAGCACGCUUUAUCACAAUGGGCCCAGGAACGCCCGCAACCGAUCCAAAUCCUGACAUUGAGCUCGGGCACAUGCCGCCCGAGUCUGAGUUCUCAAGAAACCCUGCACCGGUGCUCGACGAGUUACAGAAGGGUCAAGAUGCCGCCGCCCGAGAUUGCAGAACCGAUCUCCUCUCGUUCAAACGUGAGCCAAGGUUCAGCAAGGAUGGAGAUAUGCCAGUGUUUGGGCUAUAUAAGAGUCCAGCCAUGAUAUUGGAACUUCGAGAGCUUUAUAUUCUCAAGCUUCGCCACCUUCGAAUAAAGCUUGCCACAGAGGCGCUUGGGUAUCGAUACUCCAUCUCGGAGAAGUGCCCAGAUUGGGCAGACCCAGAUGCUAGAUACACUGACAGUAGGGCGCAUGAUUAUCUGACAGCGGUUAGAGACAUGCAAUUUAUCCAGGAGGCCAUCGAUACAAGGUCUGCUUCAAGUCGUUGGUUACGCAUCCACUCUUUCACCUCGGCGGACGCCGAUCUUUUGCGCACUCUACUCAAGGAUCAACAAGAACGCUUUCGCACGGUCAGUUCCCAGUCUGGCACAUUGGUUGAGCAAGAUCAAGGGAAAUAUAGCGAGGCAACUUUCGAAAAGUCGGGGGAAACGGAGAAUCCAAGCGACGGGGAAAACUCCAACCAGAGUGGUUAUGACAAUGCCCGAAACAUGCUUCAGAUAUCAGGGGGCGCAGUUUUAAUCUUUGCCAUCUUCGUGUCGUUCUUCUCAAACAAGGCUGUUGAAGUCUUCUCAGCCACAUCAGCCUACGCUGCGGUGAUGGUUGUGUUCUUGGGUGCUACGAUAGGGGGGUAG